Megalops cyprinoides (Indo-Pacific tarpon) is the source of this 4401-nucleotide messenger RNA. RefSeq names its product xylosyltransferase I (gene xylt1). Gene Ontology annotation, molecular function: protein xylosyltransferase activity. Gene Ontology annotation, biological process: chondroitin sulfate proteoglycan biosynthetic process; heparan sulfate proteoglycan biosynthetic process. The transcript is spliced from 11 exons. Bases 29 to 2845 code for a protein of 938 amino acids. The record is from RefSeq and is a predicted model, not a curated record. Gene Ontology annotation, cellular component: membrane. Lineage: Eukaryota; Metazoa; Chordata; Actinopteri; Elopiformes; Megalopidae.
UCUGCACCUCUCCGCCUUCAGUGUGAAGAUGGUUGGCGGUUCGUGCGCUCGCAGGUUGGCUCGCCGCUCACGGUCCGCUUUGAUAGCGGCUCUCACUGUGCUGCUGGUGCAGACGCUCAUAGUGUGGAACUUCAGUAGCCUGGACUCGGGGGAAGAUAGGGAGAACGGCGGCUCCAACAUCAGAGAAAAGAGAGACAGGGUAGGCAGCAACAAAGCCGGCAGCGAGUAUCUGAAAAGCGGGCUCCAGCAGCAACAUCUUCAGCCUCCAUUCGGAAAGGGAGCAGUUCGACAUAAACACCAGCCGGAUGGCUACUACUCCCACCGGCCCAAGGAGAAAGUGCGCGUGGACAGCAACAACGAGAACUCGGUGCCCAAAGACUUUGAGAACAUCGACAACAGCAACUUCGGGGCGCGCUCCCAGCCGCAGAGGCAGACGCCGGGCAAGCACAGAGACCGGCUGCCGGAGAAGGCCCAGGCGGAGCCCGGCUGGAAGGACAACGCGCCCGUCCUGAGCAAGGGCUCCAACGAGGUCAUCCAGUACGGCGAGGCCAAGGGCGGCCCGCCCCCCGCCCCGCCCGGCCGCAACCGCACGCACGCGGGCGGGAGGCGAGCCCCCCCGGGGGCCGGCCAGGCGCACCGCUCCCCGCAGCCCCAGCAGCACCCGUACCACCAGCAGGGCAAGAGGCCCGCCACUGCCGCCCCCGAGAUCAAAUACGACCAGCCCCCUAAGUGCGAGAUCAACGGCAAGGAGGCCAUCUCGGCCCUGUCCCGCGCCAAGACCAAGGAGUGCCGCCAGCAGAUCGCCGAGGUGUACUGCCGCCACAAAGAGGGCCAGCUCAUGCCCGAGAAGGUCACCCGUUACUGCCCCCUGGAGGGAAAGGCCAACGUCAACGUUCAGUGGGAGGACGACUCCAGCGAGAGCGUCCCAGCUGCGCCCGUGAGGAUCGCCUUCGUCCUGGUGGUCCACGGCCGGGCGUCCCGCCAGCUCCAGCGCCUCUUCAAGGCCAUCUACCACACCUCCCACUUCUACUACAUCCACGUAGACCAGCGCUCCAACUACUUACACAGACAGGUGGUGGCGCUGGCGACUCAGUACCCCAACGUGCGCGUGACGCCCUGGCGCAUGUCCACCAUCUGGGGAGGGGCCAGCCUGCUCACCAUGUACCUGCAGAGCAUGAAGGACCUGCUGGCUAUGAGGGACUGGAGCUGGGACUUCUUCAUCAACCUCAGUGCAGCUGACUACCCAAUCAGGGCCAAUAAUCAGCUGGUCGCCUUCCUGUCCAAAUACCGAGACAUGAACUUCAUCAAGUCUCACGGAAGGGACAACGCCCGUUUCAUCCGGAAGCAGGGCCUAGACCGCCUCUUCUUUGAGUGCGACACCCACAUGUGGCGCCUGGGCGACCGCAGGAUCCCGGAGGGCAUCUCAGUGGACGGGGGCUCUGACUGGUUCCUGCUCAACCGCAAGUUUGUGGAGUACGUCAUCAACUCCCAGGAUGACCUGGUGACCAGCAUGAAGCGCUUCUACUCGUACACCCUGCUGCCGGCUGAGUCCUUCUUCCAUACAGUGCUGGAGAACAGUCCUCACUGUGAGAGCAUGGUGGACAACAACCUGCGCAUCACCAACUGGAACCGGAAGCUGGGCUGCAAAUGUCAGUACAAGCACAUCGUGGACUGGUGCGGCUGCUCCCCCAACGACUUCAAACCCCCCGACUUCCACCGCUUCCAGCAAACGGCCAGGCCCACUUUCUUCGCCCGCAAGUUUGAGGCCAGCGUCAACCAGGAGAUCAUCAACCAGCUGGACGCCUUCCUGUUCGGCAGCAUGCCCUCCACCACGCCGGGCCUCAAGGCCUACUGGGAGAACGUGUACGACGAGCCCGACGGGGUGCACAGCCUGUCGGACGCCCAGCUCACCCACUACCACUCCUUCGCCCGCAUGGGCCUGGUGCGGGCGGCCAGCUCUCUGCAGGGAGACCCCAACGACAGCAGCUGCAGGUACUUUUCCAUGGGCCAUCCAGUGUCGGUCCACCUUUACUUCCUGUCUGACCGAUUCCAAGGCUACCUGGUGAGGCACCACGCCACCAACCUGGCCACCAGCAAGCUGGAGACUCUGGAGACCUGGGUCAUGCCCAAGAAGGUCUUCAAGAUCGCCAACCCGUCCAAUAGCUUCAGCCGGCUACAGUUUGCGGAGAUUGGGACAGAGUGGGACGCCAAGGAGCGGAUGUUCCGGAACUUCGGGGGCCUGAUGGGGCCGACAGAGGAGCCGGUCGGAAUGCAGAAGUGGGGCAAAGGGGCCAACGUGACCGUGACAGUAGUAUGGAUCGACCCCACUAACGUCAUCGCUGCCACCUAUGACAUCCUGAUCGACGCCAGCGCGGAGUUCACCCACUACAGGCCGCCCCUGAAUCUGCCCCUGCGGCCAGGCGUCUGGACGGUGCGCGUGCUUCACCACUGGAGCCCUGUUGCCGAAACCCGCUUCCUCAUCACCCCUCUGGCCUAUAACAAGCACCAGCCCAUCCGCCAAGAGGACACUCUGAGAUUGCACAACGGCCCUGCCAAGAAUAGCUACAUGGAUCAAAGCUUCCACGGCCUGAACCCGGUCCUCAACAUCCCAGUGCACUUGGGUCAGGUGGAGGCGGCGAAGCGCAACGCGGGGCUGACGGGGGCGGAGCUGGAGCACUGGGUGGACAGCCUGGUGGGGGAGAUGUGGUCGGCGGUGGACGUGUGCUCCACGGGGCCCAGCGCCUGCCCCGUCAUGCAGGCCUGCGCCAAAACCAUGUGGAGCUCUCUCAGCCCCGAUCCCAAGUCCCAGCUGGGGCCGCCCCGAGCCGACGGCCGCAUCAGGUAGCACCCUCUGCUGGCCUGGAGGCUUCUCUGCAAUUGUUGUUUUUGAUUUUAUUUUUUCCAUCCCUGUUAAAAAGAAAUGUAAGUGCAUUCUCCUACUUUUUUUUUAAUGCAUGAGGUGAAAACGUACAUUUGGAAAUGGCAGCACCAAACUGAGGGGCGUUCUGCAGAGUUUUGAUUGAGUAUUCCCUUUUGGUCUGAUGGGUUUAUUGUUUUUUUUUUUAAACCUUCAUUUGAUCACUGUCUAUACUGUGACUGAUGCUGUGGUUCUCCUACUCGGAUGAGACGAACGCGGUGCUACAGAGCGUGUGCUGCCGAAGGAGAGGACAGGCCACUGCAAUGUCAGAACAUGAGUGCAGCGAGCACACGGUCUACAUUAAACACUGGCAUUGGACCAAAAGGGAAUCUCAUCUCAUAGGCCUUUCUGUCAUACACUCCAGAGACAGUCCAGCGCUCCACCAAAACAGCAGCUAAGAUUAAUUUAAAACGCUGAAACCCUUGCCGCAAUCAACCUGUCAGUGUAUGUUUUUUAUGGUAGGAUCACGGCACAGUGCUGCUAAACAUAUUUGUUGGAGCCUGGAGUGGCUUGGAGUGUAUGCAUGCAUUAGCGGUCUGCCCAGCCUUUAUUGAACAGUGCUGCACCCCUCAAGGCCGUAUGCACAGGGGGAGCCCUGGGUGGAGGCGCUGUGUUGUAGAUAUGUAGUGUUUCGCUUCCGCAGACUGCCUGAAACUUGAAGCGCGGGCGUGUCAGCUGUGCUGGCACUCUUGAGAAGACUCCUCAAGCUUUUUACUUUUGGUUAAUUACAUGUAAACUUUUUUUUUUGUUUUGAGCAAGUGGUGGGAAAAAAAGUUUAAAGAUAUAAGCGUAGGAUGGGGAAAAAUGAGUAAGAGGUUAGCUAUUUAUUUAUAAGUUUAUAUAAAUACAAAUAUUUUUAGUCAAUGACUAAUGACUUCACGCUGCUUUUGCAGCUUGGUGAAUAUUUUUUGUAAACAAGCUGCCUUUAUUUACAAAGGCCAUUGCCCCAAACCAGUACCUGUAGGCAGAUGCCAGUAUGUCAGUGUAGUCCAGUCUCAGUAGAUACUCUUUUCAGGUCCCUAUGCCGCUAUUUUACAAGUACAUCACAUGUAAACCAGGUGCUGGGGGCUAACAGGUCAGCUGAUCCUUCCGGCAUCUCUAAACUGAAAAAUAGAAAAAGAAGCAUUAACGAAGAUUAAUGUUGUGUUGUGCAAUUUUUUAAUUGGUCAAUGUUGGUCCCAGAAUGUGAGUGCUUUCAGUGCUGUGAUAAAAUGUAUAAAUGAUUAAAAAUCUGGUUCAGGUUGGAUCAAAAGAAAACUGGACUGAACUGUUAGUUCGACCCCCAGGGCUGUUAACCUAGGAGUCAAAUGUGGAGACCACCACAUCAUUGGUUCCUACAGUGAUAAACUUUCAAUGUGCUGCUGCUGUCAUGACUCUCUGGCUCUCUGUGUGUGGAAACAUACCCCUCAAAUCUAAAGACAGGAGAAGUAGCAUUAGUGCUUACUGGCUGUCGCCUUUGAAUAGAAAGAUCCUAGUAUCAUUUA